UUUCAUUUGAUUCCAGUCUUCCAUAGCUUCAGUCGACGGCGCGAUAUUAGCCGAAGCGCACGGAAUAGUGACCGAUAUGUUGACUGACUCUCAAUUACCGCCUCAUAUCACAAGUGGAUUACGAGCCUUGGCUUCAUUACUAUCUCCUCCCAGUCUAGCGUCCAGUCCCCGCACAAAACCGACCGGAAUUAGUAUAGCUUUGGUUGACUUCAAUAAUUCUGGUUCUGAUUCUGAAGAGAAUCCUUAUAUUGGAGAGAGAACUUCAAAUAUGCCAAAAAGAGGAAAACGCAACCUUCCGCCCAGCCUUCUUAGACGUAUGUCGACCAGCACUUGGACCACAACCACUUCAGCCACUGGAAUGCCUACUCUAGAGCCGGAACCUUCCAGAAAGAGAAGCACCAGUUUUAGAAAUUUAGCUCAAAGCCCAAUCAGUAUUAUUGCACCCUCUCUGCCCAGUCCGAUGUCAAUGCCUUUGAAGGGAAGAUCAUAUUCGACGACAGCCCUACCCAUCGGAACAUUAGCUGCUUUACAACACAGUCGAGAGAAACAUGAAAAACACUUUUUAUAUUCUGUGACUAUUAGUGACAACAGUUAUGCUAACAGAAAACAAAAAUUUGAAGCGGAAGGGGAGGCAGAGGGAGAAGCAGAUAAUGAGACCACUGAAGACGAGGCAAAUGAUAGCAUUUGUUUGAAGAAUUCAGUGAUCAGUUCACAACAGAAGCAGUUUUAUCCGCGCCUUAACCUCACCUCAGACUAUGACAGCAGUAAUGACUCUCCGAGUGGUAGCGAUGCCACACUCGACGAGAGCACUAGUAUUGACACCAAUUCCCGGUUUGUGUCUUCAAAACACAGUGUUUCCAAUGAGAAGGCAAUUGCCCCUAAAGAUGAUGAUAAUUACAGAACAAAUAAAUGCAUUCUUUGCGGUAACCAAACCAAGACUAAUGUAUUGAUAGACAAGUCACCAGUGCUUCAGCAAAACUGGCCUUUUUGUGAGCCCCCGCCUCCUGUAGUCCCCCAACUGGACGCUCACGGCAGGUAUUUAGUGAGUGGAAUGGUAUACGAUUUGCAGGAGUUGGCCACAGAUCCGCUGUUAUCUCGAAUUCAAGAAUGGGAUUAUCCUAUAUUCGACUUAAUGUCCAAAACAGGUGACGCUAUACUCAGCAAAAUGACAUACCAUGUCUUCUUAGAAGCCGGCCUUUUGGAAGCCUUCAAAAUACCGAUUCCUGAGUUUCUCAACUACUUUCGAGCUUUGGAAAGGGGAUUUUUAUAA
Oppiella nova is the source of this 1270-nucleotide messenger RNA. The record is from the annotation of a GenBank genome assembly. NCBI's taxonomy places the organism in Eukaryota, Metazoa, Arthropoda, Arachnida, Sarcoptiformes, Oppiidae.